Messenger RNA from Olea europaea var. sylvestris, 833 nucleotides. RefSeq names its product RING-H2 finger protein ATL79-like. Gene Ontology annotation, molecular function: transferase activity. The transcript has a single exon. The record is from RefSeq and is a predicted model, not a curated record. Gene Ontology annotation, biological process: protein ubiquitination. Bases 91 to 591 code for a protein of 166 amino acids. NCBI's taxonomy places the organism in Eukaryota, Viridiplantae, Streptophyta, Magnoliopsida, Lamiales, Oleaceae.
UCACCCUUAUAUCAUUAUCUUCUUCUUCUCUCAAAUAUUCCAUUUCCACUUUUCUAUCAAAGACCCAAUAAAAAAAUAUACACAGAAAAAAUGAAACCAGCUUCCAUCUCCUCCAGAUUUGCACCGCUACCAUUACGGCUGCCGCCGCCGCCCGGUCCGGAAAAAUGCGAAGGCCACAAGUGUCCAUGGUGGCCGUAUUCCAGUUCCAAAGAGUUCAAAGCUAAUUCUGUUAUGAUACUCAUGGUAUUAUUAUGUGGGUUGAUAACUGCUUUAGCUUUCAACGCCGGAAUUCGCUAUAUCAUACGGUUGCAUUGCAGAAGGAGACGCUCUCAGCAGCCACCAGUGAACGAGGAUGUCGAAAUGGCCCAUCCAAAGACGGAGGAGGAAGAAAUUCCGACGGUGAUAUAUUCACCGGGAAUGAAGCUAGCAGGGGCGGAGGCGGAGUGUGCAAUAUGCUUAUCGGAGUUUUCAGAUGGAGAGAAGGUCAGGGUUUUGGAAAAAUGUAAUCAUGGAUUCCAUGUGCAGUGUGUUCAGAAAUGGCUAGUUUCGCAUUCUUCAUGUCCCACUUGCCGAACCAAUUGUUCUGAAUGAGAUAAUCUCCUUUAGACUCCAUUUUAUGUUGAGAAUGAUGGGAUUUUAGAUGAUCAGUUCCAAUUUUGGGUAUGUGAAUCUAACAGCUUUUUUUUUUCUCACGGGCUGAUUUGCAGAUUUUUUUUUUUUUUUUUUUUUUUUUGCUAACUGUCAAUAAAAUCGUGCCAAAUGGAAGUCUGUAAAAAUUCUGUCAAAGUUUGCCUGUACUUUGUGGCAUUUUUCAUUAUUUUUGAUUUGUUGAA